Schistosoma turkestanicum is the source of this 660-nucleotide messenger RNA. The record is from the annotation of a GenBank genome assembly. NCBI's taxonomy places the organism in Eukaryota, Metazoa, Platyhelminthes, Trematoda, Strigeidida, Schistosomatidae.
AUGCAACGUAGAAGUUUGUACAAAAUUUAUCGUGCUAUUAAAAAUGAACCACUUCGUGCAAUUUCUGAUGAUACAUCUGUAUGCGGUUCUAAUCAACAUAAUGGAAUUCAUAAAGGAUGGUUAUGGAAACUUGGUGGUCGAGUUAAAAGUUGGAAAAGACGAUGGUUUGUCCUGACAGAAGAUAGUCUCUUAUAUUAUCUUACUCCUGAUCGUUCACGUCAAACUAAAGGUGUCAUCUUAUUGGAAGGCAUGAAUAUUCGAUUAAUACAUGAUAAAACAAGAGAAUAUUGUUUUGAAUUAUAUUGUUCACGUAAUCAAUUGAUGAAAUCGUAUAAAAUUGAACGUGAAUCAACUACAAGUCAAACAGUCUACAAAAUGGCUGCACCCACUCUGAUUGAACGCGAUGAAUGGAUUCGUGCAUUAGAACGUGUAACACAUCGUUUAGCUGAACGACGUGGUACACGAAGUAUCAGUGUAGAUUGUACUGGUUCUUCAUCGACUAGUUCUAGCAUUCUUGGAUCCAACAGUCAUCAUCAUCCUCAUCAUCAUCACCACCAUCAUCACCUACCACCGCCUGUAUCCUCUUCUUCAAUAUCGCUAAGACGUAAUGGUGCUGGAAGUCAACCGGAUUUACCUAGUCAACAAUCUGUAUUAAAUUAA